UUGCUAACUAGUGGCUCUAAAUCUUUCCGUCAGAUUUUGUUGUAUAACUGCCCUCCUCGUAAAUCGAACUAUUGUAAAGCAUAUAAGGAGCUCUCAACACUUGUUCAGCCCACGAACACCGGAAGAACGGAAAGCUGCAGCUAAAAAAUACGGCCUACGUGAGAGUGAUUAUGAACCGUAUCCAGCUGAAGAGGGCUAUGGAAACUAUCCUCAGCUUGGACCUAUCAAUUACGAUGUAAAGGAUCCGUACGAAGAUUGGUCGUUUCCGAAUAUUCGUCGCAACUUUAGAUAUAUGACAAUGCAUGAGAUUAAAUAUUUAUCAAAUGCAGAUAUAUUUGCACUGCUGCUCAGUUUCUUCUUCGUCACAACAGUUCAGUUAAGGUCCGGCUACUCAGCGUUCUCAUAG
Messenger RNA from Soboliphyme baturini, 406 nucleotides. NCBI's taxonomy places the organism in Eukaryota, Metazoa, Nematoda, Enoplea, Dioctophymatida, Soboliphymatidae. The record is from the annotation of a GenBank genome assembly.